Globicephala melas (long-finned pilot whale) is the source of this 766-nucleotide messenger RNA. RefSeq names its product small VCP/p97-interacting protein. Gene Ontology annotation, cellular component: endoplasmic reticulum membrane. Gene Ontology annotation, biological process: negative regulation of VCP-NPL4-UFD1 AAA ATPase complex assembly; positive regulation of autophagy; negative regulation of retrograde protein transport, ER to cytosol. NCBI's taxonomy places the organism in Eukaryota, Metazoa, Chordata, Mammalia, Artiodactyla, Delphinidae. The record is from RefSeq and is a predicted model, not a curated record.
GCCACGAUCCCCAUGGGGCUGUGUUUUCCCUGUCCCGCGGAGGCCGCGCCUCCUUCGCCGGACCUGGAAGAAAAAAGAGCAAAGCUUGCAGAGGCUGCAGAAAGAAGACAGAAGGAGGCUGCAUCUCGGGGCAUUCUGAAUGUUCAGUCUGUGGAAGAAAAGAGAAAGAAAAAGGAAAAAAUAGAAAAAGAAAUGGCUGCAUCUGGACCCCCACCAGAAGGUGGCCUUAGGUGGACAGUUUCAUAAAGCAUAACACGAGUGGAAGAGUCUACUGCCAAUAACUAGUAUCUGCAAGCAAUCGGACAUCCUCAAUUUAAUUUCUUCUCUUUGAAUAAAUGAAGAUUCAGACUUCGUCAUUUUAGUGCUCUUAAAUACAGUGCUUUUUCAAAAUUGAAUAUUGAAAAUGCUUUUGAUUGUUAGACUUAGAAAAUGGCCAGACCUUUCAUUAAAUACUUAUUUUCCCUACAUUUGCUCUUCUGCGGACAGUGGGUGAUUUGCCGUUCUUUAGUAGUUAAAACAUGGGCCUAAAUAGUGAAUAUAUAUUUAUAUAUUGCAUGGAAAAAUUCUGCAUACAUCUCAGAUAUUAAAGUUUGCACUUGUAUUUUCCCUCCUUUACAAAAUGACCUAGCUAUUUAUAGUUUGCCGAUUAACCUUAUAUCUCUUUAUUUCAUUAUAUGUGAAGACUUUUGCUUAAACUUAUGGACUUAGUGCCUUUAAACUGAUCAUCAGGGAAAAUCUUGAAAUAUCAGUUGAAGGGCUUACAUGA